AGAUGAGAUCAGUUCACAGAGUCCAAAUAAUCACAUUAUAACCAAGUCGCGGUGGUUUAAAUGAAACUUUCACCACCUGAGUUUGAUUACCUUGGCCACCGAACCGUGUCUUAAUUGGAAUAACUCGUAUCGGGAUGCAAGGUUUUGUGAGAUGAGUUUUGGACCUAUAUAUAAAGUUGUUGAGAUCCUCACGGUGAUAAAAAUAAUCACUUUAUGUAUAUAUGAUCGAGUUAAGGAAAAAUGAAAGUAAAGUUUUUUGUUUCAAGACUGAGUAGUGUCCAUCUCCUCCAAUCCAUCCACUACUGACUUUCUUGAUUUUAUCUAAAGUUUUACCAAAGAAACAGUAUUAAAGUCUUUUACUUGCUAAAGACAAAUCUUUCAUUUAACUUUCAACGAUAUUUACAAUUUAGCAUAAAAAUACUAUGGAUAAUAAUAAAAUAUCAAUAAAUAAAACAGUUUAAAACUACUUAACCUGUUUCAAAAAUGUAUGUUUGAUAUUUUACACAUAUUAAUAAAACAUAUUAAUUUUUGAUCAUAAAUGUACAUUUGUUCUGUUUAUAUAUCAUAAAUGUGCAUUUUGUUUGAUUACUUAUCUCCCAUAAUAUUUUAAAAAAUAAUUAAACAAAUAUAAAUAUAUUUUUUAAGUUUAUGAUUUAUUAUUAUUAAUUAAUAAAAGUUAUAUAAAAGGUGAAAAAUGUUAGCUUUUUUGAAACGAGUUUUUUCAGAAUAUUUAUUUUUUGAAUCGAGGGAGUAUUGAUUUUGUAAAUAAACUUUUGUUAGUAUAUUCCAAAUUGUUCAGUUGGUUAAAGAAACUUUCGUUUUGGAAUCACUUUAGGGAACACACCUGACAUGGCGCCACAAGAAACCCUUAGAAUUUACAAACUAAUAUUUUGGGAGAUCUAUACCUUAUACAAUAUGUACGUAGCAUGAUUGAAAUUUCAUUGGAGGCAUGCAGUUUUUUUGGUCGACGGACACCUGCAACAAUUGGUGACUUUAUAUAAGAUCUACAAAAAAAUUAAAACAAUAAUAGUGCGGCCUUUAAACAACAAGACUCAAUUAACGUGAUAAUGUAAAAACUUAUGAUCGAUUUAAUAUGUUUACCAAAAAAAAAUCUUAGGAUCGUUUUGAAACAAUGAAAAAAUAGAUUCCUACCAGUUAAACAAAGAGAGUUAUGUAAACAAAACAAAAUUUCUGAUAAGACAACAUGAAGAAACUAGGAAAAAUUUGAAUAUGUGAAACUCUAAAAAUAACUAAAAUGAAAAUCGUGUCAAUUUAUGAUUCUAAAUCAUAUUAAAUUAUUAAUUAUGAUUUAUGAUUCUAAAUUGAAGUUACUUGAUGAGAAUAGUAUUAAAUGAGUUUUUACAUACUAUUAUAAGUUUUGAGCCGUACUAAUUAUAUAAACAAGAAUGUUUGGGGACAAAAUAAUUCUGAGUUUUAGGAUUUUGGUUAAUUCCAAACCAAAAGAAUGUAAGAACGAAAAAAAGUAUGUAUGGCAGCAUAAAUUUACAAUAUUCGUAAAUAACAUUAAUUAUUCAAAAGACACUAGGUGCAAGUGCAGCUCCCCUUUUGUGAACUACACAAAUAUUAGACAAAGGAUAAAACCAAAAGUUUUGACAUUAUUCAGUUUAAAUGUUAUUUAUAGUUUUCUUCCCUAUAUUUACAUUUAAAAAUCAUUCUGCAUUAGUAUUUCAUUAUGUAACCAUUAACUGCUAAUAGCACCAUGAGUUUUUCUGAUACUUUAAACGAUUUUUCUAAAUUACACAUAUCAGCAAUGAUCUUUUACUGCUGAGCAUGUGCCAGACCCAUUACCUAAAAAAAAAUCAAAUUACUACACGUUGCAGUGUUUUUUUUUUUCUUCGGAAAAUCAAGAAAUCAACCAAAUGUGGAUACAAUCAAGUAAUCAACAACAAAAAAAUCGUUUCUCUUCCACAUGUCAUAACGCGAGCUACUAAAGCCAAUCAUAUUAAAAAAACUUUAUACUAUUAUAUUUCAAUUUUAUGUUAAACUAUAGAAGAACGUAACAGACAACCUAGAGAGGAUGGGACGGGGUAUAAUAUGGUUGAGGAAGAUCUGGAUUUCUUCACCUACCCAGACAAUCUAUAGACCGUUGAUAUUAUUUUAAUUUCCAAAAUCGGCUAGAACAUUAAUUAUGUGGCAAAAGUGGAAGCACAACAGGCGAUGAGUCAUCGGCUUUGUGGCCAAACUAUUACGCAUAAUUUGACAAACGAAUUUAUACAAAAAAAACAUGACAACUCAAACUCACAAAAUUAAAAUAAUAUAAAUUUAUAUUGUUGUUGAAGUUUUGUUGGUAGACGUAACAUACGUUACAAAUCCCGAGGAUAUAAAUAGAGCUCGUUGAAUAAGAUUAGCAUAGAGAAACAAAGCUCAACAACAAGAAAAAAAAACAAAUAUGGCAAUGAAGAUCAUCAAGAAUCAUGUAAGAUCGAUAAGUUUACCUUCAAGAUCUCAUCCCAGCACUGCAGCGAUUGAGGAAUCACUAGACAAAUUUCUUAUCACUAUGAAGACGAAGACAGUAACGUCAUCUGAAUCGGUUAACUCCGGUUUAGUGGGGUUAGAGGAUCUGUACGAGUGUACGGAGGAGUGUCUGAAGAUGGGUUCCACACGAAAUGUGUUGUCGUUUAAUGCUGAGAGGAAGAAGAUGAAGGGGGAGUUUAUGGAGGAAAUGCUUGAUGGGUCGUUGAAGCUAAUGGAUAUAUGCAACGCCUCAAGAGAUCUCAUGGUUGAAACUCAUGAACACGUUCUUGGUCUUCAAAUUUGCGCUCGGAGAAGGCGAGAUGUCGAUUUCUCGGACUAUGUCGUGUUUAGGAAGAACAUGAAGAAAGAAGCGAGGAAGCUUCUUGGAUCCUUGAAGAACAUUAAUGUAGGGUUAGUAAUGAGAGAUAAUGAUCUGGAUCAAGACCGUGAUGUUCAUUUCUUUGCCGUGAAUCACGCUAUGAGAUGUGUUGUCUCGAUGACGGUUUCGGCCUUGAAGUCGUUCUUGGAGUUCUUGUCGGGUCGAGAAAACGGAAACGACAUAAGGAGCAAGUUCGCUUUGGUCCUCAUGAAGAAGAAGUUUCAUGGUUACGAUAAGAUAGUCAAAAACGAGUUGGAGGAUGUAGAUUCAGCUAUAUCUGGAGAUUCUUGCUCUCAAGAGGAACUUCAUAGGAAGCUUGAGGACCUUGAGGUGUGGACUGGGAGGUUUGAGAAAAGUCUAGAAGGUUUGUUUCGAAGACUGAUUAGAACACGGACCUCGCUUCUCAACAUCAUUUCUCAAUAGAUGUAUAUGUAUGUAAUAUUGUAAUCUUUGUGGGCAUCUGAUUUUAGAGGAAUUGCCGGAGGGUUAUAUACUAUACACAUAAGAUUUUGUAAACGCUAGUUUAGUUAAUUAUAUUUAUAGAAACAUUUUAUCAAAUAUAUAGCAAUCUUUCGAUCACACGUUUUGGUAUCACUUGGUGAUGAAUUACCAAUUUGAACCACUGGAUAUAACAUGAAAAAAUCACCGAGACUGUCUAGUGAACAAUUAUAUUCCCAAAUACUCACUUUUUCCAAACCUUUUCGCCAGGUGAUGUCCGUAAAGAAUUGAUGCUCGGAAUGGAAAAAAUACAUAGGCAUGGCGGAUCUAACUGAUCAAAUACUUAUCCAGCAAUACUAAUCUAGUAGAUUAAAUGGAUUGAGCGGAAGAAGUAUACAUUUAGCAGUACAAGAGUGAGCAGAUAUAAUUAUUAAUAUAUACUAGUAUUUCACUCCGUGCUGCACGAUCAAUUUCUGCUUGCAUUUAAAUUCUAUAAGAAAAUAAAAUUAUAGUGUUCUCUAUUUCUUGCUUUUAAUCAAAAUUGAAUUUACAUUAACUUUUUGCUUAAGAAUUUAUAAUUUAC
Messenger RNA from Brassica napus (rape), 3875 nucleotides. RefSeq lists its product as uncharacterized. Gene Ontology annotation, biological process: root development; shoot system development. The record is from RefSeq and is a predicted model, not a curated record. NCBI's taxonomy places the organism in Eukaryota, Viridiplantae, Streptophyta, Magnoliopsida, Brassicales, Brassicaceae. The coding region runs from base 2411 to 3277 and encodes 288 amino acids. The transcript has a single exon.